AGUGGAGCGAGCGAGCUGAGUGGUUGUGUAGUCGCAUCCCGGAGACCGGUAGCGCUUGCAGCAUGGCUGACCAACUGACUGAAGAGCAGAUUGCAGAAUUCAAAGAAGCUUUUUCACUAUUUGACAAGGAUGGUGAUGGAACUAUAACAACUAAGGAAUUGGGAACUGUAAUGAGGUCUCUUGGGCAGAAUCCCACAGAAGCAGAGUUACAGGACAUGAUUAAUGAAGUAGAUGCUGAUGGUAAUGGCACAAUUGACUUCCCUGAAUUUCUGACAAUGAUGGCGAGAAAAAUGAAAGACACAGACAGUGAAGAAGAAAUUAGAGAAGCAUUCCGUGUGUUUGAUAAGGAUGGUAAUGGCUAUAUUAGUGCAGCAGAGCUCCGCCAUGUGAUGACAAACCUUGGAGAGAAGUUAACAGAUGAAGAGGCUGAUGAAAUGAUCAGGGAAGCAGAUAUUGACGGUGAUGGUCAAGUAAACUAUGAAGAGUUUGUACAAAUGAUGACAGCAAAGUGAAGACAUUGUACAGAAUGUGUUAAAUUUCUUGUACAAAAUUGUUUAUUUGCCUUUUCUUUGUUUGUAACUUAUCUGUAAAAGGUUUCCCCCUACUGUCAAAAAAAAUAUGCAUAUAUAGUAAUUAGGACUUCAUUCCUCCAUGUUUUCUUCCCUUAUCUUACUGUCAUUGUCCUGAAACCUUAUUUUAGAAAAUUGAUCAAGUAACAUGUUGCAUGUGGCUUACUCUGGAUAUAUCUAAGCCCUUCUGCACAUCUAAACUUAGAUGGAGUUGGUCAAAUGAGGGAACAUCUGGGUUAUGCCUUUUUUUUAAAGUAGUUUUCUUUAGGAACUGUCAGCAUGUUGUUGUUGAAGUGUGGAGUUGUAACUCUGCGUGGACUAUGGACAGUCAACAAUAUGUACUUAAAAGUUGCACUAUUGCAAAACGGAUGUUUUAUCCAGGUACUCGUACACUAUUUUUUUGUACUGCUGGUCCUGUACCAGAAACAUUUUCUUUUAUUGUUACUUGCUUUUUAAACUUUGUUUUAGCCACUUAAAGAAAAUCUGCUUAUGGCACAAUUUGCCUCAGAUUCAUUCCAAGUUGUAUAUUUGUUUUCCAAUAAAAAAAUUACAAUUUACCCAAAAAAAAAAAAAA
This is a messenger RNA of Hippopotamus amphibius kiboko, 1143 nucleotides long. Its product is annotated as calmodulin-1-like. Gene Ontology annotation, molecular function: calcium ion binding. The record is from RefSeq and is a predicted model, not a curated record. The transcript has a single exon. Lineage: Eukaryota; Metazoa; Chordata; Mammalia; Artiodactyla; Hippopotamidae. The coding region runs from base 63 to 512 and encodes 149 amino acids.